Ipomoea nil (Japanese morning glory) is the source of this 1571-nucleotide messenger RNA. RefSeq names its product protein phosphatase 2C 37-like. Bases 129 to 1343 code for a protein of 404 amino acids. The transcript is spliced from 4 exons. NCBI's taxonomy places the organism in Eukaryota, Viridiplantae, Streptophyta, Magnoliopsida, Solanales, Convolvulaceae. Gene Ontology annotation, cellular component: nucleus; cytosol. The record is from RefSeq and is a predicted model, not a curated record. Gene Ontology annotation, molecular function: cation binding; protein serine/threonine phosphatase activity. Gene Ontology annotation, biological process: protein dephosphorylation.
UCUAUUUCAUUCCCACCCACCCACCCCCUCCCGGGACCUCUCAUUUCAAUUCUUCUGGAGUUUAAUCCUUCUGGUUUGAAGAAAGAUUCGAGGUUGAAGUUUUUUUAUUUUUUUGUGUUUGUUCUUCAAUGGCUGCCGUGCGAGGAUGCGAAACGAAGACUAGUACUCCGGUUGAGCCCAGUUCUGAGGCCGCCAGACGCCGCCGCAUGGAAAUUCACCGGUUCCGAUUGCUCGCCUCCGACACCGCCAUGGCGCCGCCGCCGCUCGACGGCGGAUUGAAGAGGCAAAGAGCUCCCUCGCCGCCGGAGACGAGUGUGAAGCGACGAAAGGCUUAUGACGAGAAAGUUCAGAGGAGUGAACAAAAUCUUAUCGAGAGAACAGAGGCUGAGGAUCGGCCGGAAGCCGAGCGGGAUUUUGGUUCGGAUUGUCCGAAAUUCGGCAUGACGUCAGUGUGUGGACGGAGAAGAGAUAUGGAAGAUGCGGUUGCAGCUCAUCCCUGUUUUAGCCGGAAAACCCUAGAAAAUUCUAGGAAUAUGCACUUUUUCGGCGUGUACGAUGGCCAUGGUUGCUCGCACGUUGCGAUGAGGUGCAGAGAUCGGAUGCACCAGAUAGUGAGAGACGAGAUGGAGAAAGGAGACUCCACGUGGCAGGAGAUUAUGUCCCGGAGCUUCUCUAAAAUGGAUCAGGAAAUCACCGAGCUGUCUAACGGAGCCGCCGCUGUCGCCGUCCCAAGCUCCGUUUGCCGGUGCGAGUUCCAGACUCCCCAGUGUGACGCUGUCGGAUCCACCGCCGUCGCCGCCGUUGUGACACCAGACCAUAUUAUCGUAUCCAACUGCGGCGACUCCCGCGCUGUUCUUUGCCGGAAUGGCGUCGCUAUCCCCCUCUCCGUCGACCACAAGCCUGAUCGGCCGGAUGAACUGAACCGGAUUGAAGAAGCCGGCGGUCGUGUUAUAUACUGGGAUGGACCCAGAGUUCUCGGAGUCCUGGCAAUGUCUCGAGCCAUCGGUGACAAUUAUUUGAAGCCGUACGUUAUAUCGGAGCCGGAGAUAACGAUUACGAAAAGGACGGCGGAGGACGAGUUUCUGAUACUCGCAAGCGAUGGGCUUUGGGAUGUCGUGUCGAACGAGACAGCCUGCGGCGUUGCCCGCAUGUGUCUCCAGCACAGGAAACCUCCGUCGCCGUUGCCGUUGUCAGGAAAUGACGUCUCCGUGACGCCAUCCUCCGGGGAGAGCUCCGACAAGGCCUGCUCUGAUGCCUCAAUCCUAUUGACGAAGCUGGCGUUGGCACGACACACCGCUGAUAACGUUAGCGUUGUUGUCGUGGAUUUGAUAAACGAUUUAUAAUUAAUUAAUUAUAGAUUUUUAUGUAUAUUUAUUUUCCAAUUUUUUAGUGAGGGAUAGAAAGUGUAAAUAGGUGCAAAUUCGUGGGCAAUUGUUUUUUCCCAUGAUUACAAAUCAUUAAAACUUUGUCAAACCUCAUAUAAGUUGAGGAAGUCAAACAUUUCCGGAUUGCAAUCAUACAAUCUUGGACUCUUGGUUGAUUAAGUUAUUGAGGUUUUCUUCUUCUUUUUU